CCGUUUUUGAAGGCUGUGUGUGUGCAAACUUCAAGAGACCGACCUCAGGCGGGAGAGACGGGAAAAGCGUAGGCCCACAUUGGAACGCACCUUCGACGACAAGCUGACUCCAAGUUCACACUUAGACCGCAGCCCCACGUUGAAACGGCCCGCUGUCUAGACAACACCACGAGAAUCGAGCGAGAGGACUGCCCAUUUUCACCUCACCUGCACGGUAGAAUCAAGCGAAACUCCCCCCAUUCAGUCCUAGGACAAUCGCCGGGAUCAGCGUAAAAUGACCGGACCGUCGUCGCUGCUCUUAGCUGCUGCCACCUCCGCUGCUGUGUCCUCGCUCGCCGCUGCCAGCCCUGGACCAGGUCGCAAUGUGACCAUUCAGACCAAACUCUCGAAACGUGACCAGGCAUGCCCUCAAUCGACGGGAUUCAAUUUUGAGGCUAUGGACGGCGACCUCGGAGACGACUUCCUGGUAGCGAAAGCAGGUCCUGCGGUCGAGACCGGUAAGGACGCCUGUUCAUGUGCGACUCUAUGCAAUGGCUCGCCUGCAUGCGACUUCUUUGUCUGGACACCCACACCGUCCGCGUGCUUUAUCAAACCACUGGUGACAAAUCCCAGCUUUGUGACUGUUUUCGUCAACGCUCCUGGGCAGACUCGCCCUGGCGUCCUUGCCGAUACCGCCAACUCCCCUCUCGCCGUUGGAGUUGUUCCUACGCCUAACAUUGCGACUUUACAAGGAUGCAUCGACAUGUGCCGCGCAAUGCCUCGCGAUCAAUGCAGCAUCAUUAGCUUCGAUAGCACUAACAACGCAUGCUAUCCCAAAAAGACACCAAGCCGCGUCGCCGGAAAACUGGUAGGAUACAGAUCGUCGCAAGUAGGUGCGACUACUUCGACACAAAGACCUCCUGUUCCUGCAACGACAACGAGCCCGGUUCCUACGACCGGAACGGGAUCGAACGCUGGCACCGGCUCCAACGGUGGUGCGGGCUCGACGGCCGGUAGUGGAACGGACGAGAAGGGGAAGGCAAACAACAGCGGCAGCAAGUCGGGCGGGUCAGACGACCUGCUUAACGCCGGAGGAGGCAGCUCCAGCAAGGUGCCUCUCAUAGGAGGAAUCGCUGGUGCGGCUGUUAUUGCUAUCAUCGCUGCCAUCGUUCUCUAUUUCUAUCGGAAACAAACCAAGACUAGCGCUGCCGGCCAGACGGUGGCCGCAUACUCAAACGGCAGCGCGCCAUCUAGUCCAGCCGGAGCGGACACCGCCGGUGGGAGCACCCAAGCGAUGGCAUCCAUUUCAGCUGGAUCAGGAGCGUCAGCUGCACCUGGAGCUGCCGCAAACACCACUGGUGCUACGACUAGCGCGGGCGCUGGCGUAGCAGCAGCCACAGCAGGCGCCGCCGCCGUUGCUGCAACUCGACCGUCUACGUCAAAAGGCGCGUCACAACCCCCGCGUCUUUCGGACGUAGCAGCCUACAAUCAUCACUUGUCUUACCUUCCUGGCCAGACAGUGCUUCCUCAUGCUGACCCGCACUACCACGACGAGCUCGCCAUCCAACACGAUCACGCCGCGGCCUCAUCAGCAGCAGCUGCAGCAUACGGGCUGCCGUAUCACCGUCAGUCACAGCCUUAUCCGGCUCCCGCGUCCCCUUAUACACCUGGGGUUCCUUCCGGAUAUGCCUAUGAUCCAUACGCGUACGCUGCUGGUGCCCCACAAUCGCCGCAUGGGUACGCAUACCACCCGGCUCCCGCAGACUCAUCCUCAGGCUUUUACCCAUCGUACCCGCCCGGUCCCGCCGGACAACAUGAAUCAUACUACGCAAACAGUCCCUCGGCGCAUUACGGCUACAUCCCCAACCACCCAGCGCACCACCAACCUACGGACGGGUCGUCUUCGUUUCCCCACGAUGAUGACGGUAUCCCAGCUUACGAGACGCUAUCCGCAGAUCAGCUGAACGCUCCCACUGUGCACAGGCCCAAUCAGUCGCCCGGCGCCACGGCCGGGGGCCCCGCCUCAUCAACGCUGGAACCGCAAUAUUCCAGAGACUCCAAGACUCUUUACAGGAAUGACAACUAAUCAGAGAAGAGCAGACUUGGAGCUACCUCGUCCAUCCCAAUAGUAUAGCUCGCUCUCCUUCGACAGACUUUCUCUCUGGCGUAAGAGUGAUUUGGAUUUUUUCAAAGUCCUAUAUGUGUUGUCGCAUCCUGGCGUAUUUGUUCAUCUAAACCCCCACCCUCCCUACAAGACGUCUAUUGUAGAAACGUCUCCUAUUGUAUCUCUUCGUUUAAGCACACCCAAGUUCUUGCGUUUUCCCACGAAGGAAAUAGUCCCAUCUCACAUGCGA
Molecule: messenger RNA, 2333 nt
Organism: Fimicolochytrium jonesii
Lineage: Eukaryota; Fungi; Chytridiomycota; Chytridiomycetes; Spizellomycetales; Powellomycetaceae
Exons: 3
Coding region: 275-2065 (596 amino acids)
Source: RefSeq, a predicted model, not a curated record